This is a messenger RNA of Rotaria sordida, 1365 nucleotides long. NCBI's taxonomy places the organism in Eukaryota, Metazoa, Rotifera, Eurotatoria, Philodinida, Philodinidae. The record is from the annotation of a GenBank genome assembly.
AUUCAUAUUGAUAUUUAUGAAAAGAUUUCAUUUACAUAUCGAAGAAGUUUUUUAAUUCCACUUAAAUAUCCAUUUUUACCUGUGCAUCGUAUUGCUGUUCAACUUAAUAUUCCACGUACAAAUGAUAGACAAGAAAAUUGUUUAGAUCAACCAUGUAUACAUGGUCAAUGUAUUAGAUAUUUAAAUGAUAAAAGUUUUUGUCAAUGUUAUCAUGAAUGGACGGGAAAAUAUUGUACUAUUCCAUAUAGAUGUACAUGUUCAUCUGAUUCAUUAUGUAUUGGUAUAUCAUCAAAUAAUCGAUCGAUUUGUAUUUGUCCACUUCAUAAAUGGGGUUCUCAAUGUUUACUUCAUAAUACAAUAUGUUAUUCGAAUCAAAAUGCUACUUGUCAGAAUAAUGGUAAAUGCAUACAUAUUGAUGAAAAUAUCAUCUCUGAUAAGCCAUUUAUAUGUAUCUGUCCAAAAGGAUUUAGUGGAGAAAGAUGUGAAAUAGUUGAUAGUAAAAUAAUUCUCUCAUUUCAUAAAGAUAUUAUUUUACCACAAAUAAUGUUUGUUCAUUUUAUUCGAGCGAUUGAUAAUGGUCCACAUGAAAAUGGUUCUACUUUCAAAACUAUUCUUGCUAAUCAAAAAUCAGUUACUAUUCAAUGGCCACAUCCAUUUCAUGUCGCUUUUCUUGAUUUUUUCAAUAAUAACUACUAUUUAAUUAUUGUUCAAAAUAAAUACAAUCCAUCGACAAGAAUUAUUCGAACAAUUACUCGAUUAGAUCAUUGUAAACAUAUAAGUGAAAUAUUAAAUGAAACUAUCAUGAAACUUCAUCCUCUUCGUCGUAUCAAAUAUUAUCAAUUGCCAUGUCAAAAACGUUCACCACUUUUAUCUUGUUUCUAUGAUGAUAAUCAUUUUUGUUUCUGUAAUGAUUAUGAUCAUCAACGUUUAACUAAUUGUUUUGAAUUCAAUCAUGGAAUUGAACAUAAUUGUUUUGGUCAAAGUAAUUGUGAAAAUGAUGCACAUUGUUUACAAGACAAAGCAACUUGUCCACAAACAUCUAUAUGUGUUUGUCCAAAAUGUUUUUAUGGAGCAAGAUGUCAAUUUACUUCAAAUUUAUUUGAUCUUUCACUCGAUGCUAUCUUAGGUUAUUAUAUUCAACCACGUAUAAAUAUUAAACAUCAACCAUCUAUUGUACAAGUCAGUGUGGCAUUAACAAUAAUCAUUAUCAUAGCUGGAAUUACUGAUAGCGUUCUAUCGAUAAUCACAUUUGGAAAUAAAGAAUCACGUAAAACUGGUUGUGGUCUCUAUUUGUUGACUUCGUCAAUUAUUACUUUAUUUAUUAUGGUUAUUUUUGCAUUGAAGUUUUGGAUACUUAUCAUUGCA